AUGGACACACGGCAUCGAGAAGGGCGGGACUUCCGUCAGGGAAUACAUGGUGAGAGCCUGCGCGGAAAGUAACACUUCCUUUUGUGACUGGCGGCGAACGAGGACGGACCGCCAUGAAGGCCUCGGGCACACUCCGGGAGUACAAGGUGGUGGGGCGCUGCUUGCCCACCCCAAAGUGCCACACGCCCCCACUGUACCGAAUGCGCAUCUUCGCGCCCAACCAUGUGGUGGCCAAGUCCCGCUUCUGGUACUUCGUGUCGCAGCUGAAGAAGAUGAAGAAGUCAUCCGGGGAGAUCGUGUACUGUGGGCAGGUGUUCGAGAAGUCCCCCCUGCGCGUGAAGAACUUCGGCAUCUGGCUGCGCUAUGACUCCCGCAGUGGGACUCACAACAUGUACCGCGAGUACCGCGACCUGACCACCGCUGGGGCUGUCACACAGUGCUACCGAGACAUGGGUGCCCGGCACCGUGCCCGUGCACACUCCAUCCAGAUCAUGAAGGUGGAAGAGAUCGCUGCGGGCAAGUGUCGAAGGCCGGCUGUCAAACAGUUCCACGACUCCAAGAUCAAGUUCCCGCUGCCCCACCGUGUUCUGCGGCGCCAGCACAAGCCUCGCUUCACUACCAAGAGGCCUAACACCUUUUUCUAGACCCAGAGACACACUGAAUAAAACUCCAGAGUUC
Messenger RNA from Myodes glareolus (Bank vole), 678 nucleotides. NCBI's taxonomy places the organism in Eukaryota, Metazoa, Chordata, Mammalia, Rodentia, Cricetidae. The record is from RefSeq and is a predicted model, not a curated record.